CUGACCUCGGGUGAUCCGCCUGCCUCAGCCUCCCAGAAUGCUGAGAUUACAGGCAUGAGCCACCGCGCCCGGCCCACGCAGCUAGGAUUUUAACCUAGAUAAUAUGACUCCACAGCCCAUAUACUUAGCAAUUAUAUAUAUAAUGUUAAGCAUAGCAAUCUCAACAUAUGUAUGUUACAUGCUUGUGUAAUAGUGACUCUUCCUAGUCUGCUAAGAAUGGGUUACAAAUGCCUCAGGAUAGCUAUGCCCAACCUGGCUCUCAAGGGCUGCACCCAAAACAUAAAUUAUUAGGAAACAUUAAAAAUGUGGCCAAGACAGCUAACAAGGACCACUUGGUUACAGCCUAUAACCAUCUUUUUGAAACUAAGCGUUUUAAGGGUACUGAAAGUAUAAGUAAAGUGUCUGAGCAAGUAAAAAAUGUGAAGCUUAAUGAAGAUAAACCCAAAGAAACCAAGUCUGAAGAGACCCUGGAUGAGGGUCCACCAAAAUAUACUAAAUCUGUUCUGAAAAAGGGAGAUAAAACCAACUUUCCCAAAAAGGGAGAUGUUGUUCACUGCUGGUAUACAGGAACACUACAAGAUGGGACUGUUUUUGAUACUAAUAUUCAAACAAGUGCAAAGAAGAAGAAAAAUGCCAAGCCUUUAAGUUUUAAGGUUGGAGUAGGCAAAGUUAUCAGAGGAUGGGAUGAAGCUCUCUUGACUAUGAGUAAAGGAGAAAAGGCUCGACUGGAGAUUGAACCAGAAUGGGCUUAUGGAAAGAAAGGACAGCCUGAUGCCAAAAUUCCACCAAAUGCAAAACUCAUUUUUGAAGUGGAAUUAGUGGAUAUCGAUUGAAAUAGCAGUGCUUCAGCUCUAAGGAUAUUAGCAACAAUGAUAAAACUUGGCCUUGAAGAAACUUACAUAACUAGUUAGAACUUGUAACUAUUGUAAAGGAAGAGUCAACUGGAAAAUUCAAGGAGUUAAUAAAAUUUGUUUACUUGAUCCCAGCUUUUGAGAGAUGUAAUCCCUUAUGAAUCCCUGGUCUAAAAUACUUUCCUACAGCUGUGUAAAAUACUGGUCAAGGAGAACUUUUUCCUUUUACCUCAUGUUGUAAACUAAGUGGCUCAAUAAAAAUUGAUCCACUGUCUUGAUCUGAC
This is a messenger RNA of Nomascus leucogenys (northern white-cheeked gibbon), 1135 nucleotides long. RefSeq names its product FKBP prolyl isomerase 3 (gene FKBP3). The record is from RefSeq and is a predicted model, not a curated record. NCBI's taxonomy places the organism in Eukaryota, Metazoa, Chordata, Mammalia, Primates, Hylobatidae. The coding region runs from base 228 to 833 and encodes 201 amino acids. The transcript is spliced from 7 exons. Gene Ontology annotation, molecular function: peptidyl-prolyl cis-trans isomerase activity.